AUAUGUUUUACAUUUUCCGAACGCAUUUGUUAAAUGUCAAACAAUAAUCUUUUUCCUCUCCCACGACAUUUAUUAAUGUUAGGUGCUGUCCUCUAUGGUUUUCAUGUACUGCUUAAUUUUCCCCCAAAAGAAAACCUUGUAGGAUUUUUGCGUGAGCAGCACACGGUAAAAAGUGUAUAAAUAACGAUUUUUCUCAUUGAAACGCACAAAAAGAAUUUUUUACGGGAAAAAUAUUGUUCGAGGGCGCUACAGUUAACUUUUAUGUAAACGCUAUCAAAACGAAUUCAAUAGAGUCAAUGUGUGAGUGGUGAAAAUCGUUGAGCAAGGUGUGAAAAGCAAAUCGCGGUACUGCGCUGUGUCUCCAAACCACCCACCCGCCACCCAGAAAGAAAAAAAUCGAAUGAGUGAUUAACGACGGCAAACUGUUGUUUUUGCCAUUUCUUGCCAACAAUGAAGGUAUAAACGCGUCGCCUUACAUUCAAUUAAAUUAGCUUCGUGCAUUAAAUAAAAACUAAUAAUUUGCCCCGGUAUAUGAACUCUGUGUUUUCAAAAAAUUAAAUAACUAAUUUGGAAAUUAACUUCACAAAUUAACUAUACAAAACAAAUAAAAAGCAUCUACAUAUGAGACGCAAUUGAAAAAGCUAUCACUAGCAAUUUUAUACCUCAAUUAGUAGUGAGCAAAAAAAGUUGGGUAAAACGGGAAGCACAACCAUACAAGCUGCGUCGUCAGCGACGUACAAACGGACCACAACAAACAGGUGGUGUUUUAAUUUUGGGUACUUUGGCGUGAGCCCGUCAUGUCCGACAUCAUGAACAUCGAUAGCAUUAUUUCACGAUUAUUAGAAGUGCGCGGCGCACGUCCUGGAAAAAAUGUUCAACUAUCGGAGAGUGAAAUACGUGGUCUAUGCCUCAAGUCACGUGAAAUAUUCCUAUCGCAACCUAUUCUGCUGGAACUGGAAGCACCUUUGAAAAUUUGCGGCGACAUUCAUGGUCAAUAUUACGAUCUGCUUCGUCUCUUUGAAUAUGGUGGUUUUCCACCAGAAUCGAAUUAUCUAUUUUUGGGCGAUUAUGUCGAUCGUGGCAAGCAGUCUUUGGAGACUAUUUGUCUGUUAUUGGCUUACAAAAUAAAGUACUCGGAGAACUUUUUCUUGUUGCGUGGAAAUCACGAAUGCGCCAGCAUAAAUAGAAUUUACGGUUUUUACGACGAGUGCAAACGUCGAUAUACAAUAAAGCUGUGGAAAACGUUUACAGAUUGCUUUAAUUGUUUGCCUGUCGCGGCAAUCGUUGAUGAAAAGAUUUUCUGCUGUCACGGUGGUCUCAGUCCCGAUUUGUCGUCAAUGGAACAAAUAAGACGCAUUAUGCGUCCAACAGAUGUGCCCGAUCAGGGCUUACUAUGUGAUCUCUUGUGGUCAGAUCCUGAUAAGGAUACAAUGGGUUGGGGCGAAAAUGAUCGCGGCGUGAGCUUCACAUUUGGCGCUGAGGUUGUUGGGAAAUUUUUACAAAAACACGACUUCGAUUUGAUAUGUCGUGCGCAUCAGGUUGUCGAGGAUGGUUAUGAGUUCUUUGCUAAAAGACAAUUGGUCACACUCUUUUCGGCACCAAAUUAUUGUGGUGAAUUUGACAAUGCAGGUGCAAUGAUGUCUGUGGAUGAUACACUUAUGUGUUCUUUCCAAAUACUGAAGCCGGCUGAUAAGCGCCGCUUCGUCUAUCCGAAUUUCGGCAGUUCAGCGCGUCCGUUAACUCCGCCACGCGGUGCCAACAAUAAAAAUAAAAAGAAAUAAAUCAAUGUGCAAACUUAGCAGAAUUAAAAAGAAAAUAAUUAUACAAAUUCAAAAAGUGGCACGAUAAAGGCGUAAUGCAAAAAAAUUGUUAAAUGAUGCAGAAAACGAAAACAUCGAAAUAAAGCGAUGUAAAGCAAAAACAUAAAAGGCACUGCAAUAACAAAACCUUACAAAUAGUGCAAAUAAAAUUAAGAAAGACAAAGACGAAAAAGCUGUGAAAUACGCAGCUGCCACACCAACUCACUUAAUGUGUACUUGUGUAAGCCUAUACAAUUUAACAAUCAACAAAGCACACACAACAUUGAAAAAAAUUCAAAACUUUUUGUUGACAGUACCGACAUUUUUGCACUAUUUUUUAAGUAGCUCUUUGCAACCUUUUUUAUUUUACAAUUUCUAUAUAUAUAAAGGUUUUAUUUUUUAUGCAAAUGCAUGUUAUUUUCGCAGCACUAUACUAAAAAACGUGCGUUCAACACAAUUAUUUUUUGAAAACAUCAUAAUUUUUAAGUCGAAAAUUAAAACAAUUUUGUUUGUACUUCUAUAAAACAAGCGACGGUUUUAAACAUAGUGUUGCGUACAGUUAUUUUUUAUAUCUAAUGGGGUUUAUUUAGUACAAGCUAAAUGUGUAAUUUCGAAUAUAUGCAUAUAUAUUAGACAUUAAGCACAAACAACAACAUAGUAUAUGUAGUGUGAAAUAUUUUUAUCCUAGUUCGGAAUUAUUUUCACAAAAACUAGAUAUAUAAUUAUACCUUAGCACAUAUAAUUUGUAAAUAUGUAUGUUACAGAGUUUCCUGAAGCAUUAAAGUUAAAUUUUUUUUUUUCAAAAGUAACUGUUUCGCAAUAUGGCAAACGUGUAUAUCUCUACAUUAAAAGCUUUCAAAUACUUGUUUGUUUAUAUAAUAUAUAAUUAUUUACAACUUAUAAAUUAUACGUAUUGCUUAUGAUGGGAAAUAAAAUUAUGAUAUAUUAUGACACUCAGUUCAAAAUCGAAAUGAUUUAUGGUUUGAAAAAAUAAAUUUUAUUACCACUUCUGGCCAUAAACGGUUUGUUCAAUUAGGUUGUAGUUUGCAAUUAUUAUAAGCUCACCACUAUUUUCUUGUUUGUAUGCAUAAAAUUGAAAUAUAAGUAAAUUUGAGAAUAAGCAAAAAAUGAAACAUUAAAACCUUACUAUUCUAAAAUAAAAAAAAAAAACAAUUUUCAAAAAAAAGUAGCAAAACAAGGAAAUUUCAAAAACUAUAUAUUGUUAUUGUUUUUGUAUAAAUUGUAUAAUUCUUUCAUGUAACAUGCUUUGACUGUCGACAAUCAGAUUUUAAUUGCACGCUUAAAAAGCUUCAACUUCUUUCCUAUGAGAAUAUGUUUGACAAUUAUUGCUGAAAAGGUAACCGAACAGCCCUAAUAAUUCGAUUUGGCGAUAUUUCGCGUGGAAAUUGAUUAAAUUAAUACAAGUUUACACACUUAAUUGAACAAAUUGAAGUUCACGAUUAAUUAAAAAUAUAUUUAAAAGCUUCAAAUUCCAUAUUUGUUGUGUUAUAUUUGAUUGCUGGAAGCCUGCGCUAAAGCUGGUUGCAAUUUUUUUCGUUAUUAUAUAACUCAAUUUUAUACUGAACAUAAUCUAUAUGUGCUUUGGUUAUAUAUUUACUAUUUUCAAUAAUCGAUAUCAAUGAAAAUACAUCCUACAUAUGUAUAUGUAUGUAUGUAUGCGUUAUGAUUUCUUGCUUCUACCAAAAAUUUGUUAAUUCAAUGUUUUCCUAUUUAUACAAUAAGUUGCAUGCCACAUUAAUUUAUUGUUGUUAACAGUUUUUACACACAUACCCACACGCACAUACACACACUUCACUUGCAUUGACUUACACCAAAACAAAAAUAAUAAUAAUAAUAACAACAACAACAAAUGAAAAUACUUUUAAGUAGCAAGCAAAACAACUUUGUCAAAAAACAAAAGCAAAUUUAUAGUGGAAUAAAAUAAUUAAAAAAGCAAAACGCAGAGCAAAACAAACUCGAAAAACGAAUCUAUGCGCACUAUAUUUGAUAAAAAAUUUGUAAAAUAACAACAACAAAUAUUAGCAAUAAGAAAAAUAUGUAUGUAAUUAUAAUGAAAAAAAAGCUAUGCAGUAUUUGCAAAAAUAAGACAAGCUAACAAAAAUUCAAUUUGUACAACCAACUCAAUACAAGAAAGUAACGACAAAAAUAAAGCAUUACUAUAUAUAGACACAAAUAUAUUGUUAGCAGCUAGCUUGAUUGCAUAAGUGUGUAUAAGUACAUGCAUAAACUCUUCUACGUACUCCAAAAUAAAAUAUUUUCCUCUUUAUAUACAACUAAAACAUAGUGUAUUAGUUUGUAUUUUGAUAUAUUGACAUGCGUCGGUGGCCAAAUGAUGCCACCCGAAAACUUGCCGGUAAAAAAUUGUUUUCCAAACAUUGGUUAUAAAUGCUGUGAAACUUUUUUUUUUAUUAGCAUGUAAUUUUCCAGAUAUCGCAAAUAACGUUGUUUGGCCGUAGAUAAAUGUUUAGCAGAACUUCCUUUGAAAUAAUAAAGCCAUAUUCUUGAAAAUAAUAUUCAUAUAUUUUAACGGAUUACUAUCAUUUGCUACCCAUUUGUCUCUUAGAAGUUUUGUAAAUAAAUUGGUUUUAAGCAAUGGGCAAAAAAAAAAUUAUAAGCUAUAAAUUAUUUUUUCAUAUAUUUCUGGUGUUAUAAAUCGAAAAAUCUACCAUAAUUAUCGUAAAAACUUAUUUUAUUCAUUUAUAAAUAAUACGAAUAGUGCAAAUUAAACGAAUACAUAUGUAUUUGUAAAAAGUAGAAAUUUUAAUUACAAUUAAUUUGGUAUACCGUUGGUAUAACUCAGCCACUGAAUUUUCAAGUUUACAGACAUUUUUUGAAACGUCCUUGAUGUAAAUCCGCGAUUUAACGAUAUUUUGAAAAUUACAUGACUGAGAUGAAAUGUAUAUGGUUGUUGGGCUAAUUCUUGGAAAAAUUUUGAAAUAUUUCUAAAUCUAUAUUAUUUAUAUACAUAUUGAGUAUAUUUUGCAAUAGUUUGGUGUAGCUAGUUCACCUUUGUUAUCUGAGCAAAUACGUAAACAUCAGACCUUGACUUAAAACCAUUUUUUUUUAGAAAUUAUAUUAUAUAAUUAUUCAAUAACAUUUAAAAGCGGUAUUUCCAAAUCAAAAAUUCUUCGAUUUGUUUUAAAUUUGAGAAUAAAUUAUUGAAAGCGUGAGUCAAAAUUAUUUAGCUACUAAUACUCAUACAUUUGUAUGUGCAUAUUUUAAUGAAAAAAUACAUUAAUGUUAAAAUUGGUUGAAAAUAUACAAAUAUACCGUUGUCAGUUGUUAAAACUUAAUGCUAAAUACAUAUAUCUUGGCAGAACGUUAUAAAAAUUUUUAAAGUAAAAUAAAUAUUUUAGAAACUAUUUUAAUCAGAAAACAGUGUUUUUGAUUUUUAGCUGGCUCCUAAAAGGAGGCAAUGUAAAAUUUACAAAUUACAUAUUUAUGUUUGUCUGCGGUGAACAAUGCAAUUGAGCGCCUGUUUCGAGGAAAUUUUGAAAACAAAAAAUUUUUUUUUUAAAGUUGGCGCCGAUAUGUUACAUAAUUUUGUUUUGUAAACUCCGCUCAAUGCAUAUGUAAGGUGUGCGAAAUCCGGAAUAUCUAUUAAAGAUGAAAGCAAUUUGUUAAAUUUACGCAUAGUUAUAAAAUACAGAGCUUCAUCAAUGAGAAAAAGGUUUCUAGUGACUCCAAAUAUAAUAUUUAAACAUAAAAAGAACAAUGCAAUUUUUCAGUGAAUAUAAUACAAAUAUGAUCUAUUGGUAACAAUCAAAAAUAAUGCGCAACAACAAAAAUAUGCAAACAAAAUUAAAUGAGAAUUUUUUUGUGGUCUCAUAAUUGAAUAAUACUUUUUCAUUUGUAGUUAAUUUUCUGUGUAUUAUUGCAAUUUAAAAUUAUAUUAAAACCUUUUCAACUGAUUUAAUUAUAAAUUUGAGAUACAAAAAAUAUGAAAUUUAUGAAGAGAGCAGAGAAAAUAUAGAGAAAAUGCAAACUUUUUGCUCAAAUGAGAAAUGCUCAAAAGUUGAUGUAUGUAUUGUAGAUGCAAUAGUUGAAGAGAGAAAAAAAGCUUUUGGAGUUUUGAAAAAAAAAAUGUUGGAUUCGGCUCAUACUAGUUCAAAAACCCACUUACGUUUACAUACAAGAAAUUAACCUGUAAACAUUUUUUGCCACUAUUAGUUGAAGGCUGAAAAGUUGAAUGCGCUUUGGUGAAAUGUUUCAAGAUUUUAGUGUUUUUAGCGGUAAAUAAAAAAGCGAGUGCGAAAGCUCUUCCUACGUAUAUUUGGUAAAAUGUAAGUAGAGAUAGUGAAAGCUUCGUAAAGUUGAAAGCUUUGCAAAAAAUUUUUUUAACAUUCAACGAGUGUUAAAUUAAUUUCAAUUCAUAUACUUGAAAUGAAAUAUGCAUACAGCGCUGAAGAAGCUUUCAAUACUCAGAGCCCAAAUUGUUAAGCUUUCACUAUAUAAAAAUAUAAAAAAAUGUUUAUUGUUAUUUAUAGCAUGUUUGCAAAGAGAUGCUUACACUUGUUUUGUGACCAAAAGCUAAUUGACAUAUUAUAUUCAAACUAAUGAUUUUACUACUAAAAAAAAUGUACUGCUAUAAUAUCUCAAUAUUCCAUUUUCAGGGUCAAAAGCUCGUAACAUCCCUUCCCAUCAAUUUUGUUGCCUUUUCGAGCUUUGCAGCUUUUCUUUUUAAUUUUAAAUUUUUUGUCUGUUGUUGUAUUUUUCUACACUUAACUAUAUUUGUAAUGCUGUAUGAAAAAUAGUGCACUGCUAAGAAAAUUUGCAAAUAAGCAAAAAGCAAUAAAAAUAUAAACGCAGCAUUGACUAUUUACAAGCAGUACUAUUAAAAACUCAAAAUAAUAAUAUACAAUCAAAACAAAAAAAAAA
Bactrocera oleae (olive fruit fly) is the source of this 6698-nucleotide messenger RNA. NCBI's taxonomy places the organism in Eukaryota, Metazoa, Arthropoda, Insecta, Diptera, Tephritidae. The record is from RefSeq and is a predicted model, not a curated record.